CGACCAUCCCAUCCAUCCAUCUUCAUAGAGCAGAACAGCGAGCAACGGCCUAUCGCUGAUCACGACCACAUUGUUCUACGACCCUUCGAGGUCUUAUUGAAUCCAUGCCAUCCACCAUAUGAAACCGUCUCGACUCACCGCCUCCCUCGCACGAGGGCAAGUCGGGUCGGUCUCGUCAUCUACGAUCAUUCAUGUCCUCCGACUGGUUCAACGUCGAUUGGAUACGGAUGCAAGAGCCUACGCGACGCUAACAGACGGUCUGAGUUUAAAUGUUGGAUCAUCGGUUGUGACCCCGAUCGUCAAGGACCAGGUCAAGUCCCGGCAUCAGAGUCGAUCGUACGCCUCGGGAUCCAGUGCGCAUGCGUUUGCAUCGGAUGAGCCGGAUCAUUCUCGUGAGGACAGGGUUGAAUCUCGAUCGAACGUUACUGGAUCGACUUUGCGAGCAAGUGAACCAGUCGCGAAGUUUUGGGAUGUGCCCGGAGACAGUCAUGCCGAGUCAAGUCAAUAUGAGAGUCGUUACAACAGACCGAUUGAUCGAAACGAUGAACAGCUACGGGCAGUAUAUGCUCGAAAGCUUCGUCAGGAGAGACUUCCUUGGAACCCGAACUCGUCCCGACAUUCCAUCUACGACGACCUCGAGGGGGUGACAGUCCGUGAUCCGUCCCACCGACAUCAGACCAUGACACGCUCAGAUGGAUCCGUAUAUUUUGACCACCGGAGACAAAGAUAUCACGUCUUGAAGGAGGACACGCGGAUCCUCAAUCAGGGUGCUCCGACCAAUGAUCCAAAUCAACUCACACGAGAUCCCAACUGGUACAAAGCUGGGUACAUAUUGGGGAAUACCAGAAAGAACCCAAAAAAGAAAGAUGACAAACUCGCAUACCUCGAUCAGAGAUUCCGCACGGCCCCUGACCCAUCCAUAAAUCUCAAGGGUUUGAGCAGAAAGGCUAGACGGCGCGUGUUGGAUGCUCGCAUUCGAGUGCCAGGGCAUCGACGUAUGCAGGAUAUCAAGCGGAUUUUACUUCCAUCAAAGGACUAUGAACCCAAAUGGAAAUCUGGCAAACCCCUCAACGGCCGAAGUUGGCCUCAAUUGAUCGACCCACACGAAGCACGUCGGCGCACGGAGAUAUACCAUGAACGACUCGAAGCAAAGGAUCUGAAAGUGGCUCCUCUCUCAUCAUCGGUCAAUAAGUAUUCAAACAGACGCCAACGAGUAGCUGGAUUGCCCGCUGGGAUAACAGACAGAGCACCUGAUCUUGCCAACAACCUCGCUCUUGAUAGUCCCGUAUCUGGUGGCCCUCAAUACAGAUCGAGUGUGUUGACGCCAUUACAAGAUAAAUUACACCAACAAACGAUGUCGAUCUUAGAUCUCAAAGCGCCCGGGCGCAUGUCCAAGUGGAAUGACCGUUUACGGAACCGCUCGUCUGCCUCUAAGGCUCCAGGGCUCUCGCCCUCAGAACUCGACGCCCUUGAUCAGACGCUCCGGGAGUCCAUCUCGCGCCGGGAAAAUGAUAACAGGUAUCUCUUUUCCACAGAUCUCAUGGGUUUGCGCUCCCCAGAUGCUCAGCGAAUAUACGUUCUUCCGGUCGGUCACCAUGUUCCUCUAGAUUCCGACGACAUGGCAGUCGUGCGUAGAAUUGCACAAGCCUUGGAAAGUCUGGGGAUGCACAGUCCCAAUACCUCGACUGCCGCUUCAGAGCCCCUUUACUACACCGUCAACAGCAUGCUAGUGGAUCAGAACACAGCCACCGUAGGGGAAUACAUCUCGGUAAUCGAGUCUCUUCCCGAGCCCCGUGCUUUCUUCACCCAGAUCGAGUCGAUUAGACGCCUGGUUAAUCUCUGUCAGGUCGGGGCCGAACCGAAACAGUGGCUAUGGUCCGCUGGUCGAUUGAUCGAUGCGCUUCAAGCAGUAAAGGAAGGAUAUCUCAAGACCUCUGAUCCCGGACUUUUCCCCUUUGCCCAUGCUGUCAUUGGCUACAUUCUGGCUAGAACCGCUUAUAAAGCCUCGGAGGCAAAGUCGGAGCUUGUCGAACACGCUCAAUCGGCCAUAGGGCUCGCGGCGGAAGCUCAGGAGGUUUCUGGCUCAAUCUCAGCGCCUACGGUCGGUGACACAUACCAGCUGUUCUUUCAAGCCACCACAUCUGCGCAUUUAGGCCAUUGGGAGGCUGCUCGAGCGAGCAUGACCAAGGGACUCGACUUUCUUUUCGCCCUACAACCUGAUCAUGGGCCCGUGGGAUCUCAACUUCGACUAUUGGUAGAGUAUCGCGAACUUUUAGCGGGCAACGAUCGCUUGUCAGACCUCGUAGAGAUGGUCAUGUCUAGCUCUGAAGCCUUUCGACAGGCUCUCCUCGAUGUGACAAUACGAAACUCUACUAUGCUGUUGUUUCGCCAAAUCAUGUUCAAUGCCCUGGCCACCAUGCCUGGACCAGUCGAAUGGUUUGCACAGAAUGUAGGGUGGGAAUAUGAGAAUUCGGACAAAGUUGGGAUCAUGUACACCGCUCUGACUCGCUACUCGUCAAAAGUCAAUGACGCGCUCGAGUUUGUGGAACAAUUGUACACAAACAAAUUGCCCAUCCCGCUCGACGCCUCGGCUCGUCACUGUUGGGCACUGUUCCGGCUCGGUCAGACAGAAGACGCACAAGCUCUGUAUGCUCUGACUCGGAGUCAGCACACUGGCAUGACCCACCAGUAUCUAUCGAAAAUGCUCGCCAUCUUUGCAACUCAUGGUCUGUACGCAGAGGCAUCGACCGUGUACGCCGAGAUCGACAAGCUAUUCUCUCCCACCUUUGCCGACAAGAUAGCCAUUGCCGAAAAGCAAUCCCGACAGGGUCGCCCGGAAGCGGUCUUACAGCUUCUAGGCCAGAAUUUUGGGCCUCAGUGGACAGAGGAUCCGAGCCUUCUCAGCAUCCUGUUUCAAGCCAAUGCGAAUACCGGGGCCAACGCCAGCGAGGCGACUGAGAGAUUGUACCAACGACUUGUUCAGACUCGACCCACUGUGGCGUUACACAACAUCAUGAUCAAGUUUUAUACCGAACAAGGGGACGCCGACAAGGCAUUGACAGUGUUCCGCUCCCUACUCCGGUCUGACGUUGGCCCGAAUCACGCGACAUUCGAACAGCUCCUGUGGAUGUAUGCUGAGCGGAUUGACCUCUCAAACAUUUUCGUGCUUCUGGACGCCAUGCGCGGUGCUGGGGUUCAAGUCACUGAGACCAUUUCGGCGACCAUCAUCCGGGCAUACGUCAAUGCUGGAGACUGGGACGGGGCCGCCCAAUACUGGCAAAGUCUGGCACCUGAAAUGCAAAACUCCUCACCCGUCGCAGGGGCGCUUCUCAGAGCAUUUGUCAUGCUCGCUGCGCCACCAUCAAUCGUGCUCUCCGUCUUCCGAGGUAUUCGCAAUCCGAGCAACUCUCAUUGGUCAUUAUUACUUCUGUCGUAUUGCGAUGCAGGUCAGAUGGCUGCUGCCGCCAAGAUUCUAGAAAGCAUGGACAGACGAGCCAGGACUUCUGCAAAGUCGCCGACACCGGAUCUCUACGCAUUCUCGAUCUUACUAUACGGCUAUCUGCGGAACGGACAAAAUGACCUUGCACAAGCGACAUACAACGAGAUGCGUCGCCGGCGCAAGCUCCCCAGCGUCGCCACGUAUAAUGCCAUCACCCAGUCCUUCAUCGAUAGUGGACGUGCGUCCGAAGAAAGGCUCGAUCGAGUGCACCGAUUCGCCAUGGCAGUUCAUAUGGUCGCCAAAGAGGGCGGGGUCGAGGCGCGCAGACAUGGUGAUGAGAUUCAAGCCAUGUUUGCUAGCAUGAUUACGCUCGCCGGAGACAUUGGACAGAUUGAAAAUGCGCGUGCCUAUUUUGAUGCCUCGCUUCCUGAUACGUCAAAGCCCAAACUUCGCGAUUUGAAGUCUGUCGGACGUCUCAUGGACGUUUAUAGGAAACAGGGGGACUCGGAGAACGUGAUGAAGCUUUGGAAAACGGCCAUGAGCAUGGCAAAGACCCUUCGGGGAGACUCGAUUGAUCUUUCCAAGAGUCUGAUCGGCACCUCCAGCUCAGACACUUCGGUCAAGGGCUUUGUGCCCAGCACCACCCUUGCUGUCUGCCUCUCUAUCACCAUGGAAACAUUGGCAGAUGUCGGCGAGUACGCCGUGCUCAAGGAUGUGUGGAACGAGGCUCGGAUGGAGGGUUUUGGAUUCACCCCUACGAACUUUGAUAUAUACGCUAUUGCCCUCGCGAAGACUGGAGAUGUCGAAGGCGCUUUCUACAUCGUGGACAAGGUCAUGGUUCCGCGGUACAAGAUGAUGCAAGAUCACCGGGCACAAACGAUACAAGCAAUUCGCCAGAUGCAGGAGAGGCCAGCGGGUUCUCUGUCUGGCGAGCCUUUGGUCAAGGCGCCGUCCGGGGCAACGCCUGAACCCCUCACUGCCCAACCGCAAUCCGAACGGUCGGGCCACGACCCGGAUGACAUGGUCGAUCCUGACGAUUCCGAUGGUCUCUCAUACGACCCGUCCAAACCCUUCGCUCAGCGGAUGCACGCGGCCUUAUACACCAGUGAUCUGGUGGCUGAGGGACAAGUGUACGACCCAGAACUCUUUGGUGGACCUGCAGACUUCGCCAAGGAAGGACCUCCCGCCGUCGCAUCGACGCUUCCGACUAGUCCCGAGCAACUUCGGUCCCCAACCAGUCUCUCAGGAUCUCAAUCACGAUCCAAUCUUAUGUCACGACAGAGACUCGAAGGAUCCAAGCUUCCUCUCGACGUUCCCAGUAACGUGCAAGAUCUCACUGCACACCUCCUAAUGCACUUCCGACCUGACGAUGAUAGCUGGCGUCCGACCAGUCGAGUGUGGUCGACUUUGAACGACGCGUAUCGUGAUCUUCAAAGUCAGCGCAAAGACUUGGCGGACCAAGUCUUGGUCACCCUCGAGGACACCCUGAAAUUCGGAGGAGAAUCUACGGUAGCCGCCGGGUCCCGUGGGAAACUCGCGAUAUCUGUUGAGAAAGAAUUGGACGACGUGGAUCCACGACGAGAACCUCGACUUAUGCCUCUCAAACCGUUCAACGAUGCCCCUGUUCGAGACCGCUUCGGUCAACCCAUGAAGAGCACUCCAGUAGUCGUGUUAUGGCGAUUGAAUGCCAUUUACCCAAAAGUCGUCAGGGGGAUCUACAAGUUUAGGGAGUAUGCCGCUGGCAUGGCUGUCCAACACUCUGUGCAAAAGGUCGAUCGACAGGUGGAUCAGCUGUCGAAGCAAACUGAAAAUCACGUCAAAAGCUUGCGCAAA
This is a messenger RNA of Kockovaella imperatae, 5272 nucleotides long. RefSeq lists its product as hypothetical. Gene Ontology annotation, molecular function: protein binding. Lineage: Eukaryota; Fungi; Basidiomycota; Tremellomycetes; Tremellales; Cuniculitremaceae. The record is from RefSeq and is a predicted model, not a curated record. The annotation marks the transcript as partial. The transcript is spliced from 3 exons.